Molecule: messenger RNA, 1062 nt
Organism: Aspergillus pseudonomiae
Lineage: Eukaryota; Fungi; Ascomycota; Eurotiomycetes; Eurotiales; Aspergillaceae
Exons: 1
Coding region: 55-723 (222 amino acids)
Source: RefSeq, a predicted model, not a curated record
UAAAGAGCUGAUAGUAGAUCACCGACCCUUUCCAUCGUUCAUUUGAAGCUCACGAUGUCUCAUCCACAGCCUGCUCUUGAUGUCUUCUUCUACUUCCAGAAACAAGAGCUCAAGCUCAGCUUCAAUUCGCCCAACCAAGCAGCAUCCUACCAAAACCGCAAUCGAGAAUCCCGCAUCUUCGCCAACGAGCCCAGCGCCGUUUACCUCCCGCUAGCGCCGUCCAUGGUCUACCUGCGCGACAGUAGCAAAGGGCUUGUCAUUGGCUUCGCCAAAUCAGAGGAUGCCGAUCUGUGGUGUCGGACAUCUAUUCUGGGCCAGAAACACGGGCAUUAUGAAGUGCACAUCGGCCGUGGAUGGACAGACGAGCAACUGAACCAGGCCCUCCAGGUCCAACAUCAGCCCUACGUCCCGAAAAGCAACAGCCGACCUCAGAGUAUACAAUCCAAUAUAGAGCCCACUCCGCCGUCGAGCUCAGGGUCGGACUCAAACUUGAAAGCCUCAUCCAGUACUCAAGGGCUCCCGCUUUCCCAGGACGAAUCUCCGUCCUCCUGCCAGUCUUCUAGAGCCUCGUAUAUACCGUCUGCACUUGCUAUUGGCUCAAGGAAGACUGCGCAAAGAUCACAAUCUCCUGGUCGUGCUUUACCGCCCUCAUUGCUGCCUCAAGGAACGGCUACGCCUCGGUAUUCGGCCCAGGACGGGUUUCAAGCAUCGAUCCCUUUUUAACCCACGCUUUGCUGGCCUAUCUCGCUAGUCAGCUGUACCUUUCAGCUUCUGUUCUCCGUCUGCAGGACCUUGUCCUGACAUCAUCCUACCACCAGGCAGAAAGGUUCAUCCUGCGCCAAGAGGGACUGGUUGAACAUCGGUUGUCUGGCCAUCAACAUGAAAUUAUUCUUUUUCUUCUCUACCAUCGCAUAACCCUCCUAUCCUUUUAUCAUUCUCUUGAUCGGGCAAUAUCCGUCAACCCGACAUUAGCAUAGCAUUCACAUGAGUGUGAUUCUUCGAACGUGCGACGUUUCUGACUCAAUUUCACUACCCAUAUGACCUAUACAAAUCCCUUCUCGG